AACCCCACCGCCAUCGUAAUCCCAUACGUUAGUUGAAUCAGCAAAGCAUGAAAAGUCAACGGUCUUUGUCUGAACCCAACCCUUAUCCCCUGCACCUAUCCUACAUAAAUUAAACCCACACCCUCACUUCUCCUUUUCCAAAUUCACACUCACACCAACACCAACACCAACACCAAUAUGAAAUUAACCUGGUCACCUGAGAGAGCAUCCAGAGCAUACAUCCAUACAGUCCAAUCUUGUCGGGUUUUAAGCGAAUCAGGAGUGGCGGAGUUCAUUUCCGCCAUGGCAGCGGGGUGGAACGCGCAGCUCAUAGUGGAGACGUGGUCGCAGGGAGGACCUAUUGCCACCAGCAUCGGGCUAGCCGUGGCGCGCUCGCACACGUGCGGAAGGCACGUGUGCGUGGUUCCCGACGAGCGCGCGAGGUCGGAGUACGCGGAGAGAAUGGGCGAGGCAGGGGUCGAGGCGGAGAUCGUGGUCGGAGAGGCGGAGGAGGCUAUUCAGGGUUUGGUCGGCGUGGACUUCUUGGUUGUGGAUUCCCGGAGGAAGGACUUUCCACGCGUGCUGAGGCUGGCGAAGCUGAGUAACAAAGGCGCUGUGUUGCUCUGCAAGAACGCGAAUUCAACUUCCAAGGGUUUCAUCUGGCGGAGCUUGGUGGCGCAGGGUUCUUCUCGUCGCGUGGUUCGUUCGGCGUUUCUUCCCGUGGGGAAGGGACUCGACAUGGCACACGUGUCUGCUUGCGGAAGUAAUAGCACGGGACGUCGAUGGAUUAAGCAUGUUGAUCAACAAUCAGGGGACGUGCAUUUCAUUCGGAGAUGAACAGUGUAUUUGUGUUAUGUUCAAUUCCUCUCUUAUGUAAAUAGAGUUGUGCAUGUAUGGAUAUAAAGUAAAGGACUCGUGUUUAAACAUCUUAGACGGUGAGAGAGAAGGAGCUAAAACUAGUAGUUACUUUUAUCUGGCUUCUUUUUUUUCUUGUAAAAUGAUGAACUUCCGUCUAUCAGAAAUCAUUGCAUUUAUUUGUUUAUUCAUUUAGAAAAUGAUAAACAUUCCUUGUUCCUUUUUCUGUUUUAUCCCUUAUUUGGGAUAGCCUUUGGUGAGUUUUUGUUUUCCCUGCUGUCGUGUUAGAAACAGUCAUGAAUUUAGUUGAAAAGUUUAUCAGA
Vigna radiata var. radiata (mung bean) is the source of this 1157-nucleotide messenger RNA. RefSeq lists its product as uncharacterized. The coding region runs from base 178 to 816 and encodes 212 amino acids. The record is from RefSeq and is a predicted model, not a curated record. NCBI's taxonomy places the organism in Eukaryota, Viridiplantae, Streptophyta, Magnoliopsida, Fabales, Fabaceae. The transcript has 2 exons.